Molecule: messenger RNA, 348 nt
Organism: Botrytis deweyae
Lineage: Eukaryota; Fungi; Ascomycota; Leotiomycetes; Helotiales; Sclerotiniaceae
Exons: 1
Coding region: 1-348 (115 amino acids)
Source: RefSeq, a predicted model, not a curated record
AUGAAUAACGGAAGCGACUCCGGAGUCAUCUAUGACGAAAUCACAGAACGUUUGUACAUCGCUCUCCAAGGAGACCGAGAUUUCGACGAUCCACCCAUCGGAGACCCAGCUCUCGAAGAACCCAUCAUCGACGACCCGCCAGUCGAAGUACCCCUUCUUCAACUCCGAGCACAACCGCCGCAACCACAACCACAAUCAUCCCGAUGCUCAAACAUCAUCACGUUGAUCAAGACCAUCGAGUUGAUUGCUUUGAUCGCCAUGGUUUUCUUCCUCCUCUUCGACUACUUUUCUCCUAAACCCGCACCCACUCGAACCGGACCACCACCUCCAACACCAGCCGGACGGUGA